This is a messenger RNA of Mauremys mutica (yellowpond turtle), 3407 nucleotides long. RefSeq lists its product as uncharacterized. The coding region runs from base 2155 to 2835 and encodes 226 amino acids. The record is from RefSeq and is a predicted model, not a curated record. Gene Ontology annotation, cellular component: nucleus. Gene Ontology annotation, biological process: positive regulation of DNA-templated transcription. The transcript has 4 exons. Lineage: Eukaryota; Metazoa; Chordata; Testudines; Geoemydidae.
UACCAUAGAGUGGCGGUAUGAGCCAGGAACCACCAUAGAGAGCAUGCGCUGUGGAUAGAGCGCCCCCUUUUGCUACUAUAGAGAGACAGCGGAGUGGGGCCAGAACGUUCGAUUUUUGCUACCAUAGAAAGGAGGGACUGGUGGGCCAGAGCGUCCUAUUGCAACCAUAGAGAUAAGAGGAUUUACAUGCCAUAGAGAGGGUUGUGUACUGGGCUAGAGUAUCCGCUCCCCCACUGCUGAGAGGGAGUGUGGCUGGGCCAGACGGCCCGAUCUCCCACCAUAGGGCAGGGGGGCGUGGGUGGACCAAACCACCCAGCAUAAAGGGGGUGGUGUGGGGCUAGGACGGGCCAGAUACCUGCUCCCCCAUCAUAGAAAGGGGUGGAGCUGUUUUGUGGCUAGGUCACUGUGCCUGCUCUGGUCCCCGCUGGGCAGGCACCCAAGUCCCCAAACGUGCUGCCCCCCUCAGAGAGCAGUCGGAGGGAAGCAUGUUGGCAGGGGGUGACGCAAGCUUUCCCUGCCCAGGCAGCCCCGUCUGGAGAGGCACAGAGGAGUCAGUCCCUUGCGGUGUAGAUGGGGGAGUGUAUUUGUGCAGGUCUCGCUCUGCCUAGGCUGCUCCUAUGCUCAGCACCUACGGAGGCCUUAGUUCCUCUGUAGUUAGUUCCACUGAGCCCUCCCCCUGCCUUUUCCUGUGACUGGGCCUCCCCAGGCCAGGCUUCCCUCAGACAAUCCCUAAACCUCCUGCAUCAGGGCUCCGCUGACUCUGUUCUGCAUUAGUCUGGGGCAGUGCACUAGGGAGACAUGAAUGAGCCAAAUGGAUUUCAUCUGAUCAAGCCCAGUGCUGCACCUGGCCAGGGGACCCUCUGUCCUGAAGGCAGCUCUGUUGUGGUCCCUCUCCACCGGGAGGGGGUGGGGAUUUGUGCUCUGGUCCUCCCUGGGAAGCAUUCGCACCUGCAAGUGGGAGUAGGGGGCACCCAAACUUCUGUCCCCAUCCCUCAGUGGGGAAAUCAUUGGUUCUGAGGCUCCCCAUCUUGUGGUCUGUAAUGAUGGAGAAUGGUCUGGGAAGGGGUGGGGGUAUUUCUCCCACAGCCCAUGAUGCUCUGAAUGUGCCCCAUGGUGGCCUCUCUAAUCUGUUCAGGGCUCAUCACCCUAAUCCCAUUAAGGCCCUUUAAACUUUGGGAGUCAUGUAAUCAGGCUGUCUUAGACCUGGGCAUGACAGGGAAAUGGGGCCACGGGGGGGCCUGGAAGCUGGACAAGGCUUGAGGUGGGGCCUUCCUGAUCCCAGGGGCUCUUGGACCCUGUUCAUUGCUCCAUGGCUGACAAAUUAAUCCAGUCCUGGCCUGACCCAGUUCAUGGUGAAAGCCAGCCUGCAUCUGCUGAUUCACUCUCUUCCCCUGCCCCCCAAUGGCUGGAGCAGCCCCAGGGAUCCAGUGGCCUUGCCCCUUAGCUGGGGUGUGCAAGCUUCAUGCCAAAGGCUGAGAUCUGGGUCCCCCAUCUGGUCUUUAAAGAGCUCCCCCACCUCCAGGACAGCCAGUUAGCUGCUUGGGCAGUUCCCAUGAGGUCACUGGAUGAUUAACUGAAGCCCUGAUUCCAAUCCUCCCAUCAGGUAAUUAUCCAUGUCCUGGGACAACUCCCGCCCAGGGCAGCAGCUGCCCCUGCCCCGAUCUGGUCUGGGCUCCCACCUUAGUCUGUAGGUGCAGGGGAUGGGAACAUCUCCCUGCAGCAGGCAGUCCUCAUAGUAUGGGGGAUGGCAUGGGGUGGGGCCCAGGGCUGAGAGUGCAGUCCAGGGAGGAGGGGAUCCAAGAGGAGAGCACUCUCCCUGGGGUGGGGAGUAUUGAAUGCAGGGGGGAUCCAAGGGCUGGGAGUACAGGGGGCCCCAGCAGGGGUGCUCUUGUCAGGUUAGGGGGCACUAACAAUUGCAGAGGGUCCUAGCAGGGAGCAUUGACUUGGGGAAUCCAGCCCCCAACCCUCUAUCCCAGCUCCCCCCCCCCCUCCACACCACACCAUAGGGGGGUUGUGCCCAGAGGAUUAGCUUGGUGUCAGGACAAAGCGAUUACGGCGCCUGGAGCAUCUGUCAGCUCCUUGCCCUGGGGACUGCUGGGCCCUGUAAUCCCCGCACAUCCUGCAAUGGCCCACGGCAGUGCCUGAUGCAUCGCCAUGGCUGAAAGAACUCUGGAUUGUGGUGGUGCUCCAUCCCAGGCAGUGCUGACCCCUGGUGAGGCCUGCACCCCCAUCCAGCUACCUGUGGCAAUCCCAGGGCAGAACAGCCUGGCCCGGCCCCGCAGCACUGACCAGGAGAUGCAGUGGCUAUCAGAAGUGGGAAGGAGCCCCAUCCAGACAGAGCCUCCCGCAAAGAACCAGUUCUUCCUGGAGCCAUGUGAGAGGGGCAAAGGCGCCCCUACAGGGCCGUGCGAGGAGUUGUGCAAAGGUCUCCCUGAGGAGCUGUGCGAGGCGAUGUGCGACGAUCCCCAAAGGGAGCCGUGUGAGGUGGCGUGCGUGGAGCUGUGUGAGGACACUCCUCCCUGGGAGCUGUGCAGGGAUCCCCCCAUGGAGCCAUGUGAAGGGCCGUGCAAGGAGAUGUGCAAAGAUCCUCCCCCCAGGAAGCCAUGCGAAGGCCCCCUUGGAAGCCCAGUGCAGGGGAAGGCCCGGCUGCCGUCCAUUGUGGUGGAACCCACAGAGGUGGGAGAGGUGGAGAGCGGGGAGCUGCGCUGGCCCCCAGAUGACUUCCUGCUGCUGGAGGGCGAGGACGAGCUCUUCACUGAUGAAGAGGAGCAAGCAGCAGGGCCGGGGCCUGGGCCCCCUGCUCUGGAGAGCAGCCUGGAUGAAGUGCUGCUAUGAGGCUGCCAGGGGCAGAGGGAACCCCAGACCCCACUAGAGACCCAGCUGUAGCCUUGGGGGCGGGGGGGUGUAGCUCAGAGACUGAGGACACCUUCCCCAGGAGCUGGACAGCAGCAGGAGGGGAUGGGCCCCCUGCCACCAGAACCUUAGGGAGCAGAAUAAGACCAGCCUGGGGCACCCUCCUGGCCGAAUCCAGUGCCCCUCAUCUGUGAGCAAGAGUUAGCCUGACUUUGAUCUGGAACAGCAGCACCAUGGGGCAUGCACUGCCCCCACCACCUCCAGGAGCUGGGACCCAGACUAGGCAACUGCUCUGUAUGGACACUGGGGACCCAAGGCUCAGGCGAGCUGGGGGUCCAGCCACCUGCAGGGUUUGUGCUGGUGGGUAUAAGCUGCCCCUUCCUCCCCUGUUGAGCUGAGCAAUAAAAGGUUCCUGUCCUAGCUGUGGUGUCUCCCUGUGAAGUGGCUGGCGAGGCCCUGGGAACAGGUGUAGUGUCCCAGUGGGGCCAGGCUCCUGGGGGCUGCGAGCUCCACACUUUCCGGGCCCCAAGUGGUGUCUGAGCUUUGGGGAGGGG